This is a messenger RNA of Durio zibethinus, 1900 nucleotides long. NCBI's taxonomy places the organism in Eukaryota, Viridiplantae, Streptophyta, Magnoliopsida, Malvales, Malvaceae. The record is from RefSeq and is a predicted model, not a curated record.
AAAGGUACACGGGGGAUAACUUCCAAUGUACUCCACGAUAUUCAUCUAGCACAUUCUUUCCUUCGAUCUAAACGAAAACUAUGAUUUUUAAGCUUCAAUCAUCAAAAUGUUUUGAAAUUUACAUCUGAAUUAAUUUAUUAAAAAUCUUUAAAAAAAUUUUCUGUUUUUGUUUCGAUGGGUGAUUCUGAGGUACAGACAGAAGCAGAGCAACCACCUCCCGCGCAAAUCCCUCUGCUCAAUUCAAGCCACCAAAACGAUACCGCUCAAAACCGGCAGCAACAAGAAAUCCGAACGAGGAACGAUCUCGAUGAUUCCUUGGAAAAGUUGGAGAGGUUUUUGAGUUUCCUCGGUUUCAAUCAAUCUUCUUUGCUGAGCUUUUCUUUGUCUUGGGCGGCGUUCUCGAUGGUUGGGGUUUUGGUUCCGGUUUUAGUGCUGGAACUUUCCAAAUGCGAUGGUUGCGAGACGUACCAGAUUAAGGAUUUCGAGAUGGAUAUCGUGGCUUCUCAGGCUUGUUUGGCCGCCGUUUCUUUGUUUUGCAUUUCUUUUAAUCUCAGAAAGUACGGUAUUAGAAGGUUUCUGUUUGUUGAUCGAUACGGUGGCCAAAUGGCUCGCUUUACCAACCUCUAUGUUAAGCAGAUUUCGGAUUCGAUACACCUGCUGAUAUGGUGGUUGCUGCCCUGCUUUAUUUUGAAGACAGUGUGUGAGAUCAUCCGUAGUUUAUACGUGCAACGCAAUUCAUGGUGGAUAUCUGUUGCUAUUUUAUUAGCUUUGAUCUUGUCCUGGACUUUUGUGAGUACGAUUAGUCUAUCUGCCAGCAUCUUGUUUCAUUUAGUCUGCAACUUGCAAGUUAUUCACUUUGAUGAUUACGCAAAGCUCUUGGAAAGAGAAUUUGAUGUUCUGGUAUUAAUAGAGGAGCACAUUCGACUACGGCAUCAUCUCUCCAAGAUAAGCCAUAGGUUCAGAAUUUUUCUUCUUUUAGAGUUCUUGGUUGUCACAGCUAGCCAAUUUGUGACUCUUUUCCAGACAACUGGAUACGGUGGAAUGAUUAACUUCAUAAAUGGAGGUGAUUUUGCAGUCUCCUCAAUUGUUCAAGUUGUUGGGAUUAUUCUUUGCUUGCAUGCAGCCACAAAAAUUUCUCAUAGAGCUCAAGGAAUUGCUUCACUUGCAAGUAGAUGGCAUGCAUUGGCAACAUGCACUUCAACUGAUGAAUCCCUGAGAGGUUCGAACAGUGUCGGGAACAUGGAAGCUUUCAAUCAAUUGAACUCACUACACUUGACUUUUUCUGAAAGUGAUCUGGAGUCGGUGGAUUAUGUUGCCAUGCCUACAACCAUGCAGUUGGCUUCUUAUAUGUCUUCAUAUCACAGAAGACAAGCUUUUGGUAUGAAAAAGCUGCUCAUAUGGUCUUUGAGAAAUGUUCGGUUGCACCUUCUAACUCCAAUACUUCAUCCAAUGCUAACCACCAGAAGAUGGGUAUUCUACUUUAUGAAGUCUAUUUUACUGAUUGCCAUUUAACAAUAAUGGAUAAUCUUACUUUAUCCUUUUGGCCAAGUAAUUGGAUUUAUAUUUGCUAUGCAUCCAAGAACCAGUUUAGCAUUUAUCAAUGGUUACUUGUAGAGGGCAGGCGAGAUUUAGUUUGCAAGUCAUAUGUCCUAGUUUUGCAUUAAGUAAUAGAUCUCCUAGUUUAUCACUAGGCACAGUUAAAAACUGUUAUUUCUAUCAUAGAAGUCUUUUUUUUUAGGUUAUCCUUUUACGCUUUUUCUGUGUUUAUCUUUCUCAUGAGAAGUCUUUUAUUUGAAUUUCAUUGAGGGACAUAAGUGAUUUGAUCAAGGGUUAUGGUUGAAUAGAUUACAGCAACAUUGAGAAUGAAAAUUCUAAUCUGUUUCUCUUCUCCGGCUGCACC